Molecule: messenger RNA, 910 nt
Organism: Paramecium sonneborni
Lineage: Eukaryota; Ciliophora; Oligohymenophorea; Peniculida; Parameciidae
Source: the annotation of a GenBank genome assembly
AUGAUCAAAAUAUUUAUAUUAUUGGCAUAAUUUCUUGAAUUUUUGUUUUCAGUCUGCUUAUGCACAUUUAUGAAAAUUGGAAGAGAAGAAACUAAAAUGAGUGGAAGAAUUCUAAAGUUUGCUUAUCGAGUUGAAAAAAAUUUACUCUACAACUAUGAAUUUGGACCAAACACUAAAGUAGGUAAUCACUAAUCAUUAGGAUAUAAGAAUUUGCUUAAUUCCAUUUUUGUUGCCAACUAUCUGUAAGAAAAUAAUUAACAUUAAAUCUCCAUUAAGUUUUUAUGAGCUAUUGCUUGCUUUCAUUGAUAUUUUAUCACUUAUUGAUUAAAUCAAUACAACUGAGUCUUAUCAAAGAUAUUGUCUAGUUUAUACAAUAAGAGUUCUAAGAACUAUGAUGAUGCUAUUUGAAUUAGUAUAAGAAAUUACAAAAAUUGCAAUUCUUCAUUAUGAAUAAAUUUUGCAAAAUAGAUUAUUACAAAUGCAAUAAAAAAAAUAAGCCUUAUAAAGCAGUAUAAAUCUAUAAUAAUAGCCAUUAUCAAAUUAAUAAUAAUAACUUCUUGAUGAAAAUUCUGAUUUAGAUGAACAAUCUAAAUUAAUUAACAUACGAAAAUAAUAAUAGCAAUAAAGUUCAAUAAAACGACUAAUUUUUCCCUAAAUGAAGAUCCCUUGUAUCCUAUUGAAUUUAAUUAUUAAUUAAUAGCAAUAUUAUAUCUAAAUCAUAGACCCAUGGAGUUUUGAAAAAUCAUUCUAAAAGAUUGUUAUAAGAGAGUAACUUUUAACAAUGAUCAAACUUAAUUAUUGCUGUUAAAUCUAUUAGACUUUAAAGAAAACUAAAUGCAAUUAAUAAGCACUUCAUAAAUAUAGAGAAUUAAUAGCAGAAUAUUUAUCUUAAUUAGUUUGGAUGAAUUGA